GUUUCCAGCAGCCUUAAAGGCGUCAAGGCUUUAUACUCCAACGUCCACUGGUCAAACAGUUAAGAAAGUUUCUUUACUGAAAGGUUUCCAACAGAACUUAAUUAAAAGAAGGCGUGCCCUCAGAGCAAAGUCUUCUUUAGUACCUCCUUGAGUUUCUCAGCAAAGCUAGCCUCCCACUUUGGUGCCUUUUAGGUCACGUGACCUGUAGGGCACUCAAAAAGAGCUAAAAACCAAAAGGGCAGCUCCCAGUAGCUUGUCUUCAAGCGUUUCUUACCCUCCAUUCACAAUUUCUACUUCAAUCACCGACACUCUAUUUCCUUAUUCUGAGAAAUGGCAACCAGUAUCUUUGUCAAUGCUAAAGGACCCUUGUCCUUCGAACACCCUGUGUAUAGAGACUAUACUCAAGGAGGCCCCGCAGCCUCCAUAUGUGACCCCGACCCGGGAUCUUCAGGUCAACUGUGUCUCACAACACUCCUUGACCCAACCUUGUCAUGCGUUUAACAUACCACCUACUAACAACGAAGAUCCUUCUAUGGAUGGAACUCUGGACCUUUUUGGUGCCGAUGAUGACAACCCUCUCUUCCAAUUAGACGAUUCUUUGCUCGAGUAUUGCCUCAAGCAGGAUAUUCCGUCGAUUGGUGGAGAGGGGGAGUCUUGUUCUCCACCCGAAAGAGCCCCAGAGGUUGACCCCCUGGAUAACCCUAUGCUUGACAGUGUCUUUGACCUGUCUGCCUUCCUAGAUCCCUCCCUCUCCUCCUCCUCUUUCUUAACUCCUGAUUAUACCCAGUCAUUGCUACAUACGCAAGUUUCUAGCGAUGAUGCUGUUCCUUAUACCUUUAAUGCUACUACCUGUACUACCGCUGCACCUCAGUCACCUUUAUCUUCAUCUUCUUCUCCUUUUGUGUCAUCGGCAUCUUCCACAACCUUCCCCGUCUCUCCCUCUCCAAUCUCUUCUUCUGUGUGUAGUCCUGCUCCUUCUUUACUUGAUGAUAUGAUUGCUACUGAUGGUCGUAAGAGGAAAGCUAGUUCCGACGUUGAUCCUCUUCCCAUUUCUCCUAGCAAACUCGCCAAAAAGGCCGAGAGGAAAGAAAAGAAUAACGCAGCCUCAAAGGUCUCAAGAGCAAAGCGAAAGCAAAAGAUGAAGUCUCUUUUUGAGCGUGAGAAAGAACUUGAGUCAGAGAAUGCCAGGUUGAAACUUCAAGUUGAAGAAAUGACAAAGGAAGCCGAGAAAUUAAAGAAACAACUUAUACUUAGAUUGUCUCAGUAAUUUUUUAGUUAUUUAUUUUUGCUAUAGCUACUUUUAACUUAAACAUUAUGAUUAUUUUUAGUAAAAAUUA
Molecule: messenger RNA, 1337 nt
Organism: Amphimedon queenslandica
Lineage: Eukaryota; Metazoa; Porifera; Demospongiae; Haplosclerida; Niphatidae
Product: cyclic AMP-dependent transcription factor ATF-7-like
Exons: 1
Coding region: 353-1267 (304 amino acids)
Biological process (GO): regulation of transcription by RNA polymerase II
Cellular component (GO): nucleus
Molecular function (GO): DNA-binding transcription factor activity, RNA polymerase II-specific; RNA polymerase II cis-regulatory region sequence-specific DNA binding
Source: RefSeq, a predicted model, not a curated record